AUGGGUCGAGUAUUCAUCCGAAGACAAAAUCCUUCUCGGCAAUUUGUGUCUGAGGACGACCUGAACGCCGUAUUGUCACAAACACACUUCGAAGUUGCAUCAUCACUAAAGGUGAAACAUGGGGCCAAGGUGAUGAAGCAGCCUUACAACUACUGGUUGAAGGUUCCAGGAAAUGUUGGAUGGGACAGGAAGGGAUCUCCCAAAUCCAACCUACACAAUGCAGUAAUCCAAAUGGAAAAGAAUAAAUAUUACACGGGAGUAGAAGGAAGCGUCACUGUAUAUGAUCCUCAAGUUAAGGAGGGACAAACCUACGCCCAAAUUUAUGUAUUCAAUGGUGAUGAUCUCGAUUAUUAUAAUUUAAUCACGACGGGAUGGAUGGUCAGUCCAGAUAUAUACCAUGAUGGGUCUCCUCAUUUUUUUGCAGUUUUCACGAAUGAUAAUUUCGAGCAAGCAGGUUGCCUUAAUAAUAUGUGCCCAGGAUUUGUGCAAACACACAAAAGCGUAUAUCUCGGGGCAACUAUUACUAAUGUAUCUGUACCAAAUGGACCUCAAUUUCAAACUACAAUCUCUCUCCAACGGGACUCAAAUUACAACUGGUGGAUAUCAAUUGAAGGUUUUGUUGUGGGAUAUUAUCCAAAAGAAAUUGUUUUUAAUUUGAAUCAACCUCAAGGCCUUGGAUGGGGAGGGGUUGCUGUUGGUAACCCAAAUGGAAAUAGUGCCCCACCCAUGGGUUCUGGAGAAUUUUCAGAUGGUAGUAAUGCAUGUGAAUUUUCAAAUAUCCAGUAUAGAAAUCAAGAAAACACAACUCUUGCACCUCAAUCACCCCAUUACAAAAUCAUCACUGACAACCCCAAGUGCUAUGACUUGAAAUAUGAUGGAUAUAAAAAUCCAGAGUUCGGAUUCACCUUUAAAUUUGGGGGGCCUGGUGGAACAUGUUCUAAUUAA
Molecule: messenger RNA, 945 nt
Organism: Quercus robur (English oak)
Lineage: Eukaryota; Viridiplantae; Streptophyta; Magnoliopsida; Fagales; Fagaceae
Exons: 6
Coding region: 1-945 (314 amino acids)
Source: RefSeq, a predicted model, not a curated record